Molecule: messenger RNA, 1299 nt
Organism: Bactrocera dorsalis (oriental fruit fly)
Lineage: Eukaryota; Metazoa; Arthropoda; Insecta; Diptera; Tephritidae
Exons: 3
Coding region: 417-1184 (255 amino acids)
Source: RefSeq, a predicted model, not a curated record
UAGUGGUCUUAUAUCCAUUUAGAGAGAGUUUGCUGUUGUAAGUACGGCGCUCGCUAACCGCAGCUUACAGCGGCUCGUAUAAAAACUAGCUAUCGUCUUCAGCUCAGCUUGUUCAACAUUUUCCAUUUGUUUUAAAAUAUUUCACAGCACUGUAUAUUAACGUCUGAUUGUGACUAGAAGCAAAAUAUAAUAUUUUAGUGGUUUAUUAUAUAUUUAUUUGCAAUGAAAGAAAUUUUUCUUCUUCGACCACAACAAAUUUUCGGUUUAUAUACUUGAAUUUAAUCGUGAAGUUAUCAGUGCAUAUUGUGGAUUUGAGCGAAACUAUUGUAAUACAAGUUGUGCGGAAAAGAUUUUCUACAAUCACAAGGAAUUAUCCUAACUCUGUAGUUUUACCCAAAUUUAUUUCUUAUUUUGAGAUGCGUUUGGAAAAUUUUAUAACGCUGACGGCCAGCUUCGUUUUAUUCGGAAGUGUUUCGGGCGAUAUCGAGAAACUGCGGAAAAUUCGUACAAAUGAGAUCUUAAAUAGGUCGGAAGGCCAAAACGAUUAUAACAAAUAUGAGACAAAUGUUGAUGGAGAGUCUGUACAGGUAUGUGGACUGGGCUAUACGGCAAGAUUUUGCAACGAAACCGCGUUUGUUUGUGAACCCGUGUGCCCUGCAGGCUGCGAAAAUGGUACGUGCAUCGCGCCGGGUAUUUGCCGUUGUGCGGCAGGCUACGAGUUGCGCAGCAUUGCAGAAAAGACUGAAUGUGUACCGUUACAUCUAAACAACGAUGCGAGGAUAACAGAUGCCCAUGCAUUAACCAAGCGGAACGCUGAGGCUAGUGAUAAUUUGAUUACUUGUAAAACGAGUAAAUGUAAAUGUUGGAAAGCUGAUUCUACUGACAUGUGCAACUACCUUUGCGAGACAGAAACUUAUCAGUGUCUGGACCAGAAAUUCUCGGAUUGCAUUGAGUCGAAUAAAUCUAUGGUUUAUAAAAAGGACAGUGCGAAUUGGAAAGUCUACUCUUGUGUUGAUGAUGCAAAUGCCGCUUAUAUUAGAAGGGCGCGUUGGUUCAUUACUAUCGGCUGCAUUUUUAUUGGAAUCAUGUUGAUCCCCAUCGUUUAUCUGUGUGUGCGUAUAUAUCAAACUCGACAUGAGACAGGUGCACACGACAUUCCCAUAAGCUUACUUAUGAAGUUUUGAGAUGACUUUUUUGCGGCGCGACACGGCGUAUAUUAUUUAUAGCAUAAUGCGGUAUUUAACGAGUUUAAAAUAUAAAUAAAAAUCAAAUAAAACAGUUGUCCGAGCAAUCACUUGA